This is a messenger RNA of Hyaloperonospora brassicae, 726 nucleotides long. The record is from the annotation of a GenBank genome assembly. Lineage: Eukaryota; Oomycota; Peronosporomycetes; Peronosporales; Peronosporaceae.
AUGCACGCGUCUGUCCCCCCACCGCUGAACAACAAUAGCAGCAGCAGUAGCUUCGCAUCCCAUGGACCGUUGCGGCCGCGUCGGGCCCCGCCGUCCGAACACCGGCCGUUCACGUGCCCCGUGCCGACCUCCGCACCAGUGCCCGUCGCGCACUGCCACAAGCGCUUCAGCACGUCGGGCAACUUGGCCCGCCACCGGAAGCUCCACGCCGUGCAGCGACUCGUUUGUCCCACGCCCGCGUGCUCGCGCGAGUUUCGCGACCGCGAAACGCUCACGCGGCACCUCGGGGUCCACCUCUCGGGCACCGCGUACACGUGUGGACUCGCGGGCUGCCACAAGACGUUCAGCACGUCGGGCAACUUGACGCGACACUGUCGCACGCGCCAUCAAAAGGGCCCGAGCGGUCCGGACGACAGCGGUCGCCGUCAGCCUUUGCGAAAGAACGUCACGCCGGCCGAGAACUUGCGACCGGAGCGUCUGCUCCCGCUGAACGGACCUCCGAGUUGGAUCGCGCGCGGACCGGUCGUGCCCGGCGCGCUGCUCGUCACAGCGCCCGUGGCGGUCGGCCACCAGUGCAGUCGGUUUUCCGACCAAGACGUGCGCGACCUGCUCGACUGUUUGUUUGUCACGAACGUCGACGCUGCCGUCACGACGGCGCCGGUCGCGAGCAUACACGGCAUCAUCCGCAGCGAACCGCUUCUCCGUAGCGCGUACCACCAGCCGUAG